CAAUGGCUUCUCCUACUGAGCUCCGCUCUUGCUGCCUUCGCAGCAAAUUUCAACAAAAAUGUAGACAUAACAUGGGGCGACGGCAGAGCCAAGAUACUCAAUAAUGGAGACCUUCUCACUCUCUCCCUAGAUAAGUCCUCUGGCUCCGGUUUUCAGUCCAGGAGUCAAUACCUCUUAGGAAAAAUUGAUAUGCAGAUCAAACUCGUCCCCGGGAACUCCGCCGGAACUGUCACAUCCUACUACUUGAAGUCGCUGGGAUCGAGUUGGGACGAAAUAGAUUUCGAAUUCUUGGGGAAUUUGAGCGGCAACCCUUACAUUCUUCACACCAAUGUAUAUGGUAUACAUUGUGAAGGAAAAGGAAACAGAGAGCAACAAUUCCACCUAUGGUUCGAUCACCAAAAGAUGCAACACCAAAUUCUUCAAGUAUACAAUCUCAAACUUCUGUAA
Impatiens glandulifera is the source of this 447-nucleotide messenger RNA. Its product is annotated as xyloglucan endotransglucosylase/hydrolase protein 24-like. The transcript has 2 exons. The annotation marks the transcript as partial. The record is from RefSeq and is a predicted model, not a curated record. Gene Ontology annotation, biological process: carbohydrate metabolic process. Gene Ontology annotation, molecular function: hydrolase activity, hydrolyzing O-glycosyl compounds. NCBI's taxonomy places the organism in Eukaryota, Viridiplantae, Streptophyta, Magnoliopsida, Ericales, Balsaminaceae.